Molecule: messenger RNA, 3356 nt
Organism: Hippocampus zosterae (dwarf seahorse)
Lineage: Eukaryota; Metazoa; Chordata; Actinopteri; Syngnathiformes; Syngnathidae
Exons: 3
Coding region: 650-1867 (405 amino acids)
Biological process (GO): negative regulation of MAPK cascade; protein dephosphorylation
Cellular component (GO): cytoplasm
Molecular function (GO): MAP kinase tyrosine/serine/threonine phosphatase activity; protein tyrosine/threonine phosphatase activity
Source: RefSeq, a predicted model, not a curated record
AUUGGCGAUCACAAUCGGACCUUGGGACUAUCUAGGUUCUUUGAUUAACCGACUAUGCGUGUUUUGGGAAUGUGGGAGGAAACCCGCGAGGACGGGGAGAACAUGCCAACCCCACACGGGAAGGCCUGGAAUCGAACCCCAAUACCGACAGUGUCCUCAUGGAGGCAGUCAUUCCCGCAGUAUUCACAAAGAAGAAGACAAAACAAGAGGCGUUUCCGGGUUGGCUCGCGCUGCUCGGCUGGCGGAGCGGCUAGCUAGCUAGCUAGCUGGCUAGCUCCAGAUAAGUAGCCGUUUAACUAGUCGAACAGGAGUUAGACUAGUUAAAUCGCGUUUGUCUUGAUCUGAGGUCAAAUGCGGAAUAAGUUUGGAAAGCCGCGAAGGAGCGACACAUCGUCAGUUAGAAAUGCUAACCGGCGGCGUCUGAGCGAUUCGCCCCCGAUACGAACGAGUUCCGUUAGCAUGGCGACAGUUGCUAAGGUGUGACGACAUGACGUGAUUGCCCCCACGUUGAUUUGGCCGCUCCACACUUUAGGGGGCUCAUGCGCGCGCCUCCGUCCGAUGGAGGUGGCGCGUUGCCCUGCUCGGCCAACAAGAUGACGCGACGCUUGAGCCGGCGGCUGCUUGUGCCCUUGUAUGCAGGAGGCCCGACAUGGACGCCCGCCCCGAGUGCGACAUCGCGGCUGCUGAAAAGGGGCCGAGUCGUAAGCCCGAUGGACGCCGCGGUGGUAAGUCUGCUUGCGGUGAAAAACGCAUCAGGAAUCCUCUUUUCGUGGCUUGCUUGUCUCCAGCAGGACUCCUGAGCGCUUUUCACAAGAUCUUCAGCGACCGCAACACUCUCAACAUUCAGUCCAUCGGUCACCUGGAAUGUGUUGGUUCGUGUCCCGAUUUGACGAUGAGUAGAAGAGACGCGGCGGCCGCGCCGGCGGCCCCCCUGGCCGCACUCACCCCCCGGCUGCCCCCCCGGGCUCUAUGCCAUCGGCCCCUCUGCGCGUCGGUGUCCUCGGACAGCAGCGGACGCUUCAAAGCCCUCCACACGCAGGAGUGGAAGAACAACCUCAAAGCUCAGAUGGAGCAGGCCCACAGCGCAGGCGCCGCCAGCAGCACGGGCUCCCUGGAGCGGGCGUCCCUCUUCUGCGCCCCGGGGGGGCCGCCCAAGGCGUCGGCGGCUCGCUUCUCGCUCUUCUCGCCGCCGCGGAACGUCGACUCCGACCCGCCGUCUCGAUCGGGCUCCAAGAAGCUGCGCAACUACGGCCGGCGGGCGGCCACGGGCCCGGCCGGCGCCCGCGAGCCGCCCGGGGGCGAGGCCGGGGGGGGCGCCUCCCCGUCCCCGGGCCUCCCGCGGCAUUUCGAGCCGGUCAUCUCCAAGGUGACGGACUACAUCUACGUGGGCAACCUGAACGCGGCCUACAACGGGCGGGCGCUGUGCCGCAACAACAUCGACAGCAUCAUCGACGUGAGCGGCGCCCCGGGGAGGGCGGCGCCCGCCCACAGCCUGAUCCCCUGCACCUGCUCGCGCGGCGCCCGCCACAGCUGGUCCCGCCUGAAGGUGGACAUCGCCCACGUCAAGCCGCGCUGCUUCGAGGACGUCAACGAGUGCAUCCACGCCUCGGCCGGCAAGCGCAAGCGGGUCCUGGUCCACUGCGGCGACGGCUUCUCGCUGGCGCCCACCUGCGUCAUCCAGUACCUGAUGCUCAAGCGCGACAUGCGGCUGGUGGCCGCCUACGAGCUUCUGCGCGCCAGGUACCCCGUCAACAUCCGCGAGUGUCACCGAAACCUGCUGGUCAGCCUGGAGAGGACGCUCAGGCCCGGCGACGCCGACCCGGAGAGCUUCAGGCAGGCCAUCUCCAGGAAAGUGGCCUGGACCUGACAAUCCGGAAUCCUGAAUCCGGAAUCCUGAAUCCUGAAUCCUCCCGUUCGGAUUGCGGUUCCUCGCGGACCUCCGGUUGAUGUUUGUCAAGAACUCUUUGAUUUGACUCUAUUGAAAGGGGUUCGAGUGCCACGUGGUCCAGCGGACCCUCCGGUUGACCUUUUGUGAGCGUUCUCUCCCCAAGAAACGGGUUUUAGGGGUGGGGGGGGGGGUUUAAGGGCCAUUGCAACAAACUGCUCAAACAUGCCCCUGGUUCCGGAGAUUUGGUGUCGCAUGGCUGGGUCCACGGUUCAGGUUUUUAGCCUAUUUUCUCAGAUUUUCUUUUUUUUUAAGCUUCAUCACCACAUCUCUGGAGACUUUAGCCUCAAAACCCCAAGAAUUGAGUUUGAGGAGAUCCGAGACCACUUGAGCUGCCAUUUCCAUUUUUUUUUUUGAAGCCCCAUCCCACCGUGUCACGCCCUCAGUGAACCAGAUGCCGUCUCAACCUCCACUUGAUAUUUGAGAAGAACUCUGUCGGCGACUGUGCGUCGUGUGGUUCUAGUACCAGAUGGUCCAGCAAUUUUAUGGAGGGGAUGGACUUAGAUGUCAUCGUUUCUGUGUGUUGCCUUCCAAAGGAUUUUCUUUGUUCUUUUGUUUGCUCCAUCCCAACGCCUGAGAUCCUUCCUGAAAGCCAGUGCUGGUUCCAGAGGUGUGCUUCUUGGACCACGUGGGAGCGACAUCGCCACAUCUGCAGCUUGUCCACCAUCCUUUGUCAUAUAUAUACACAUACAGUGUAUAUUUUUAGUUUCUUCCCAAUAUCUCAGGAGACGUGUGAGACCUGGUUCUGGUUCCACGGGUGUGGUAUGUGGUCUACUUGAUCCUUUUUGUGAGUCUUCCCUCUCUGAUUUAUUAAUUUUUUUAAAAGCUCCAUCAGCACCACAUGUCAGGAGAUGUGUGUGACUCGGUUCUCGGUCCAAGUGGUGUCUCGUGGACCUCCACUAGAUCUUUGUGAUGAACUCGAUCGGUUUUUCGCUCCGUCCCGACAUCUCAGGAGGCGGCAAGGUGUGGUUCUGGGCCCACUUAUGUUGCGCCAUGAGAUCCCUCUUGGGUGUUUUUUUUUUCCCUCCCCAAGAUGUCUGGAUUUCAUCUCCACGGCAAGCUCUCGGGAGAUGCGUGAUGUGGUUCUGAUCCUCCCAAGCGGUCCUCUUCAGAAACUGGAUCUUCUCGCUUCUCAGUGGGAUGUUUUGUGUUGAUGUUCUUAUUCGAUGUGCUCGUCUGCUGCCGGAACAACAGCAACAACAACGUGGAACCUCGCUGAGCUGUCCUCUGUGAGGAAGAACUCUCGCUGGGCACCGGUUGGAUUUUUUUUUGGGGGGGGGGGGGUUGAAAGAUGCGCGUGAUGGAGGUCCUUGUGCUUCGCUGCGAUAAGAAUUUUGGUUUGGUUGGACAACGCGGCAAAACCAUUUGAGGUGAAAAUGCAAAAGAGAUGUUUGAGGGACAUGGAAAGGGG